AUGGCAGCAACAAAUGUAGGUGCAGGUGGUCCAAGCUAUCCAAUGGCUUCAUUAUAUGUUGGUGAUCUUCAUGCUGAUGUUACAGAGGCAAUGUUAUUUGAUAAAUUUGCAAGUGCUGGGCCUGUGCUUUCAAUUCGAGUGUGUCGUGAUAUGAUCACAAGACGAUCACUUGGUUAUGCUUACGUUAAUUUUCAACAACCAGCUGAUGCUGAACGUGCACUCGAUACAAUGAAUUUUGAUAUACUUCGUGGUCGUCCACUACGUAUAAUGUGGUCUCAACGUGAUCCAGCAUUACGUAAAUCCGGCGUUGGAAAUGUAUUCAUUAAAAAUUUAGAUAAAAAUAUUGAUAACAAAUCACUCUAUGAUACAUUCUCAGCAUUUGGAAAUAUUCUAUCGUGCAAAAUUAUGACUGAUGAGAAUGGACAAUCAAAAGGUUUUGGUUUUGUUCAUUUUGAAACUCAAGAAGCAGCCGAUAGUGCUAUUAAUAAAGUUAAUGGUAUGUUACUUGCUGAUAAAAAAGUAUUCGUCGGUCGAUUUUUGUCACGUAAUCAACGUGAGGAUGUUAGUGGACCACGUAAAUUUACAAAUAUUUUUAUAAAGAAUUUCGGUGAUCAAUUAGAUGAAGAAAAAUUUCGUGAAUUGUUUUCCAAAUAUGGCAAAAUUACAAGUUUGAAGCUUGUUAGUGAUGAUAGUGGUCAUUGCAAAGGUUUUGGCUUCUGCAGUUUCGAUACUCCUGACGAAGCCGAACAAGCUGUUCAAAAUUUAAAUGGUUUUACUGUAGGUGAUAAACAAAUAUAUGUCGGUCGUUUUCAAAAGAAAAAUGAGCGACUAUCAGAAAUCAAACGCAAAAAAGACUUACAACGUCAAGAACGCAUGAAUAAAUAUCAAGGAGUCAAUUUAUAUAUUAAAAAUCUUGAUGAUACAAUUGAUGACGAAAGAUUAAGAAAAGAAUUUGCAAAAUUUGGUAGCAUAACAAGUGCUAAAAUCAUGUCUGAAAAUGGUCGUUCCAAAGGAUUCGGUUUCGUAUGUUUCAGUGCACCUGAUGAAGCAACUAAAGCGGUUACAGAAAUGAAUGGUUCAAUUGUUGGAUCGAAACCACUUUAUGUUGCUUUAGCUCAACGUAAAGAAGAACGCCGUAUGCACUUAGCUAAUCAACAUAUGCAACGUAUUACCACAUCACGUGUACCUCCGCCGAUGCAACUACCAUUCCCAAAUAAUAUGCCUGGUAUGAUGUCUUAUUUACCAACACCGAUGGGUCCAUCACAACCACGUAACUUCUAUCCACCAACAGCAAUGCCCGGCUAUCGCCCAACACCACGUUGGACAGGGGCUGGCGGAGGUGGUGGCAUGAGACCACAACAAGGUGCACAAAUGAUUGCUGGCAUGCAACUACCACAAUCUAUGGCUGCAGCACAACAUCGAUCAGGUGCAAUGGCAAAUCUUGCAAAUCGAUCAGGUAUGCAGAUGACGGCACGACCAAUGCCAACAUCAGGUCAAAUGAUGGCUGGUGGCGCUAUUCGAGCUCAAACCGGUAUGCCACAACAAAAUACAGCAUAUACACGAGCAGCACGAAAUUUACCACAAAGUAAUGCAGGUGGUUUCGGUAAUUCAAUAGUUGUUGCUGGUCAAGAACCACUAACACCUGCUGGUCUUGCUAAUGCAACACCACAAGAACAAAAACAAAUGUUAGGCGAACGAUUAUUUCCUUUAAUUCAACAAAUGCAUCCAGAUUUAGCCGGUAAAAUAACUGGUAUGCUUCUCGAAAUUGAUAAUACAGAACUCCUGCAUAUGCUUGAAUCACGUGAAUCACUCAAAGCUAAGGUUGAAGAAGCUAUUGCUGUACUUCAAGCUCAUCAAGCCAAGCAAACCUUUCCGGUAUGGAAAGAUAGUAGUGAUAACAGUGCAUUCGGUUCAUGGGCUGCUUACUUGAAUGAAGCAGCGAACGAAGGUUACAAUGUAAUAUUGUCGAGUCCUUGGUACAUCAAUUACAUUAGUUAUGGAAAGUACAAUACAAAUACGUCGGUGAUGAAUUUAGAGUUUUUCAAAUACUAUGAGGUUGAACCACUGCGUGGCUUCACAGGUUCGGAUGAAGCGAAGAAACGAAUUCUUGGUGGAGAAGCUUGUUUAUGGGCUGAAUUCGUCGAUGGUACAAAUCUGUUAGCACGUUUGUGGCCUAAAGCAUCUGCUGUAGCCGAGCGACUGUGGAGUGCUGCAAGUGUGAAUAAUUCUGAAGAUGCUCAAUUUCGAUUGGACGUUCAUCGAUGUCGUCUUUUAAGACGAGGAAUUCCUGCUCAACCAAUUUUGAAUGGUUAUUGUGGAAACUAUGAAGUAGGUAUGGCAAGAUCGAUGGUGAACGAUCCAGCUUUCAACUAUGAAGAUGGUUCUCCAACGGAGUCGACAACAAUCGACCCUUCAGCAUUUGCAUUGAGAAUUGGGAAUUCUAAAAUCUAUUACGUACUCUAUAUAAUUUCAUUUAUAUUCUUUGUAUUGGGGUUGUGA
Molecule: messenger RNA, 2499 nt
Organism: Rotaria socialis
Lineage: Eukaryota; Metazoa; Rotifera; Eurotatoria; Philodinida; Philodinidae
Source: the annotation of a GenBank genome assembly